UUCGCGAAAAACACUUAUUUUCUCAAAAACCUCAAAAAUAUUUUCGGCCAAAACCGUAAAAAUGUUAUUUUUCCGCCGAAACGUAAAAAAUUAUAUUUUAAUCAUUUUAUUAACAAGUCCACCUAGAUGCAGAUGGAAGUUAAAAAAUGAAAAGCAAACGAACAUAGUUGCAUUCAGAUGAUUCAUUUGGAUGCAUGGACAAAAUGAAGAAACAAACAACACCCAGAUGGAGCAUCUGGAUAAGACAUCUAGAUGGACCAUCUGGAUGCAUCUUCCAGAUGUACAAACGAACAGGGCCAUGCUUUUUCCAACUUGUAUGAAGCAAUAAAAAAAAGUUUCGCCUUAUUAUAUUGUCUGAUACACAUAAUGACAUAAUUGUACAGACAUGAAAGAGUCCAAUAAAAGUGCGAUGUUCCAAAUAAUCAAGAGCUGUUACAAAUUAAGAGUUUUGAUUGUAAGUGACUUGGCAAGCGUCGUCGUGUUUAAUUGUAUUACUAGGUGGUGAUCGACUCCCUUCGCGGAGUGAAUGAAACAAAAUUAUGGUUUAAGCUUUCUCGGUGAAUGAAACAAAAUUUUGUUGUUCAAAAAAAAAGGGUUCUAAAUUGUGUACUGCAACAUUUAGGUUUCCAUAUAAGCAACAAAUCUUAAUAUUUUUUUUUCAUUAAGACGCGUUGAAACAAAAAUGAUUACAACAAUACAAAAGGGCAGCUGAUUACUAACAUUUGGAAGAAAAAAAUUAGGACAAAAUCAAAUUGAGUUUUCAUUUGAGAGAAUAUUAUAAAUAUGUAAAUUUCGGAAGAAGAUAUUAUCUUCAUGCAUGGCGUGUGCCUUCCACACAUUUCGUACGGCUCUCUCCGUUUUCCUUUGAUUUGCUUCAUGAUUUCUUUCGAAAAUACUUCACGCAACCAUUUAUUUUCUUUCUUUUGUUUUAUCUAGAAAGAAUAAAAAGCAUCUUAUCACACUUUAGCUUGUAGGAAUUCUACGAAAGUAACAUAUAUGGAAUACGUUGACAAAAACAAGCCAUAUGAAAUUGGAAUCGUCCAUGUCCAUAUGUGAGACGAGUUUGCGAAUAAUAUGAGGGAUAAAAAGACACACGCCAACUUGAAAAGAGGGACAUUCCGUUAAGAGAAUGACACACCAUGCAAACAAUCGUAUUCCAUGUAUGCAUUAGUGCCUCUUGCAUUAACUCAACGGCCAACGUAACUAAUAUAUUUGCCGCAUACAAUCAUAUAUUCCUAUUUGUUCCAAAUAAGGUUUGCUAACAUAUAACGCAAACUUAUGUAAAAAAUAAUACAUUCUUCUGGUUACAAAAGUAAUAGGUCCUUUUGUUACUAAAUAAUCUACAACUAAUUAAACUGUAGCAAUUUGCCGCAUCCAAUCAUAGAUUCCUAUUUGUUCCAAAUAAGGUUUGCUAACAUAUAACGCAAACUUAUGUAAAAAAUCAUAUAGUUACAUUCUUUCUGAUUACAAAAGUAAUAGGUCCGUCUGUUACUAAAUAAUCUACAACUUUUUAAACUGUAGCAAUUUAAUUGAAUUCGAGAUUUAAGUACUGUUUCUCUAUUAGCAUCGGUGGUGGCACUUGGAUCAUGUUAAAUAUGAAUGUUCUUUCUUACAUAUGCUUUUAUCUUUUUUUGUUGAAGCGAAGUCUAUAUCUGUUGUUUUCGUAGGAUUCCAUAGAGCUAAAAAUGAGAUAAAAGUUGUAUUAUUUAUUAUGUAUACAAUACAAAGAGAUGUUGUUGCGUGAAGAAGUUGAGAAAUUCAUGAAGUAUAUCAAAGGAAAAUUAAGGAGAGCCAUAAGAAGUGUGUGGAAGGCACACGCCAAUAAGAUAUUACAUCUUCAAGUGAAAUGGACAUUUGAUAAUUCAGUACUUACUAAAUGUAAGAAGUCUUGCAAUUUAGUUGAUGUUGUCAAUGUUAGUGUUUGAAAGGAAGUAUGUUUGGUCAAGCAACCUGUUUAUAAUCACGGUCUCUCACUAUCAACUCUAUCUUCUCGUUCUACUGAAUUGGGUUGUCCAACUCACAUUUUAUUCUUACUUCUUUUUCAUCAAUAGUUUUGUCUUCAUAUUACAUUACCAAUUUUAUCGUAAUAUCAUUAUCAGAAUAAAUAAAAUGCAUGUGGAAACACCAUAUCUUAUUGGUUAAAAAGUUUAAAAACUUUUACACCCAAAUCUAGGGUUCGAUUCACAUACUAUACAUUUUUUUACAUAUUAUAUGAUGUGAAGCUUAUCAGAGGUUCAAAAGUACUGUAAGCAGAACCGUUCGUUGUGGUCAUCUGCUGCGGAAAGAAUCCGUCUAUCGAAAAUAUUGUACAUGUAUAACCGUUCGUCGAUCUAAAUUUUUCAUGAAGAGUUUCAUCAUGGAAUCUUUAUUUGCAGAACUGUUAAUCAAUAUUGUUGCAGGAACUGUCCGUCGAUCCAAGUGUUUAUGAGAGAGUUUCAUCAUGGAAUCUUUAUCUGCAGAAGUAGUUGAUCAUCAUAUGUAAUACAUUUAAAGAUUAUACGAUGAUGUAAUGGGUUACCCAAUAUUUUAAAAAAAUAUCUACAAAAGAUUGUAAAAGAAAAGCAAAUGUUUAUCACAAAUGAUUUUCACCCAAAAGGAAAACUUUAUAAUGGGCCACACAUGCUUUAAACAAACAUAAUCGUAAGUGGGCUUAAUCCAAUAAAAAUCCCUCCUGCUAAAGCGUCGUCGUUUUAAUUCAAAUACAGCUCUCGGUCUGUGACUGGUUCGAUUACACGACUCCAAAAUCUAGUCCGGUUUAGUGACAAAUCAACUUUUACCGAUUAUUAAAAACCCCGACAAUUCAGAAAAGAAAAGAAACAGUGAACCGAACCCUUCUGUCAUCGUCGUCCUGAGUUCGAGAUUUAAUGGCUGCACAUCCGACGUCAGAGCCGGUCGUGAAUCUCCCACAAGUCGCAGAGCCCUUAGGUGUAACUCUCCUGGUUAGGCAUCUCCCUGAUGGAAUCCCUCAUGAUAUCGUCUCUCGUCUCUUUUCUCAGUACGGAGCUUAUGCGGUUCGUCCUUGCUCCGGUGGAAGAUUGAGGAAUGCUGCAUUUGUGGAUUUCAAGAAUGAAGCUAUUGCUUCUCAAGCACAUCGUCAGUUAAAUGGGUUGAGGUUUCUUGGUAAGGUUCUACAAGUACAGAGAGCUAACAAACCUAGUGAGAAUAAGAAGCCUCGUCUAAAUGAAGAAUCUGUAAAAGAUGGUCAACCGUUCGCAUUCUCAACCGUUAGUGGCAGCAAUAAUGAUUCAAAAUCUGGGGAAGGACUUGCUGGUGAACCGAUCGCUCCAAAACUUGGCAUUAACUAUCCAUUCCCUCCUCACCUGCAAUAUGCUUACCCACCACCGGAUGCAAAUAUAUUAGCCAACAUUACUAAUGCCCUUAUCGCUGUCCCACCUUUAUACACUCAGGUGCUGCAUCUGAUGAACAAAAUGAAUCUUCCACCUCCUUUUCGCCUUGCCUUACCCACACCACCUCUACCUAAACCAGCCCAGCAACCAACUGAGCUGGAUCAUCAAUCUAGUAGCGAGUCAGAGAUGGAGUCUGAUGAGGAUACAGGUGCAUCAAAAGCAAGAAGGAAGCGUGCUAGACAUGAAACUCUUGUUGGUCCUGGUAUAGACAAGGAUGUGACGCAUGAGACUGUUGGAGUGAAGCCUUCAUCUUUGACUCCCAAAGAGAUGCCUCGGAUAAGAAAGAAUAAACAUGUUAUGCAGAUCAAGAUUACCCAAAAAGUUGUUCAAGAAGAACAUAAAGAGGAUAUUGAGCUUGAAGGCCCUGCAGAGGAGGAGCCUAGAGAAGAAGCUUCAACUUUGAAACCCUUUGCAAGUUUAGAGGAGUUGGAGAAUGGAAGGCUACCUCCGCAGGAUAUUCUUUCACUGCCUAUGUUCAAGAACUAUACAGCUGGGAAUCCGUCGCUUGUGCUGUAUAUUAAAAAUCUUGCCAAAGAUGUUAUCACUGAUGAUUUCUAUUACAUAUUUGGAUCACAAUUUGGAAGCAUCGAAGCAGCUAAAUCCAGUCUUGGUGUGAGGCUGAUGCAGGAAGGAAGGAUGAGAGGGCAAGCUUUUUUGACAUUUCCAUCAGUUGAAGUGGCACAUCGUGCUCUGAAUCUUGUAAAUGGUUUUGUGUUCAAAGGAAAACCAAUGAUUAUCCAGUUUGGCAGGAAUCCUGGAUCAGCCAAGCCAAACGAAUGAUGGCUGUGGUUUGGAGAGUGGUUCUUUGAGCUUGUAGAGUUUAUGAUGGUCCUGAAAUGGCUGAGAGGGUUGGUUACUAAGAAGCUGAUGGAGGUGACUAUGUGCUUAUGUCUAACAUCUUUUGUGGUUCUGGGAGAUGUUCAGAUUCUCAUAGAUUUAGGAAACGAUGGAUGUUAGAGGUGUAGCUAAACUUCCACACCAUUCACAAUUAACAAAGCAGAACUUAUAAGAAUCUUCUCUUUAUUUUAAGUCUUGUAAUUAGGACUCCAACCUCCAGUGUGUUGAUCAUAACUUUUUUCUCAUGAAGUGUGGGGGUGCAAUGAGUCGUUAUCAUUA
This is a messenger RNA of Brassica rapa (field mustard), 4523 nucleotides long. RefSeq names its product U11/U12 small nuclear ribonucleoprotein 65 kDa protein. Gene Ontology annotation, cellular component: U12-type spliceosomal complex. NCBI's taxonomy places the organism in Eukaryota, Viridiplantae, Streptophyta, Magnoliopsida, Brassicales, Brassicaceae. Gene Ontology annotation, biological process: mRNA splicing, via spliceosome. Gene Ontology annotation, molecular function: U12 snRNA binding; protein binding; pre-mRNA intronic binding. The record is from RefSeq and is a predicted model, not a curated record.